This is a messenger RNA of Dufourea novaeangliae, 762 nucleotides long. RefSeq lists its product as uncharacterized. Bases 1 to 726 code for a protein of 241 amino acids. The transcript has 3 exons. NCBI's taxonomy places the organism in Eukaryota, Metazoa, Arthropoda, Insecta, Hymenoptera, Halictidae. The record is from RefSeq and is a predicted model, not a curated record.
AUGUCUAACCCAGACCAGCUGCCCAGUCUGCCCACGGACAUCACGUUCGAGAUCUGCACGUCGUCGUCCUCGUCGUCACCACCGCCGCCGCCGUUGACGACGACGAAGUCGACGACGACGACGACCGGCGGCGAGGACAGCUUCAACGAGGACAACAGUGGCGGCGGCGGCACGUUUAUCAAGUCCGAGAGGGUGGUCAGUGGGAUGCACUUUCUGACCGAUCGGGAGGAGGAUCGGGGAGAUCUGUUGCUGCCGAAGUCCGAGUCCGGGGAUACCGAGCCGGAGGUCAGGAAACAGCUGCUGGAAUACCUCAUUCAAAACGACGGUUCCGUAGUCUGCAAGUGGUGCGGCGAGGUCCUACCGUCUCGAACCCGUUGGUAUAGGCACAAGUACAAGCUCCACGUCUCCACCCAGGUCACCCAGCCGGCGCCGCUCUUCAAGUGCCACAGCUGUAAUGCAUACUUCAAGUCCCGUAAGGGUUACAUCGGUCACCUGAGCUCCCGGCAUUCCGACAACGAGAACGACGAGAACAGAGAGGAGCCGGCCAACAAGAAGGCCCGGAAGACCUCCGAUAUCGGGAAAGGGCCGGACUGGGAGCAGCAAAGGGAGAAAGAAGAGAAGCUGGUGGCGGACAUUAUCGAUCGCGUGAAGAGGGAGUGCGAGGCUCAGGGUGAGACGGUGACGAGACGGGGCUACUCCAGGCGAUCCACCGUGAUGAACAGCUAAGGGCGAGCCCUCGUUAAAGGAACAAAGGGGAAUCUG